AUGCCUAGUCUCUAUCCCCGUCACGAUUCACACGACUCAAUGGCCGCCGACUUUACCCUUCACUCCGACACCUCGUCGUCCUCCUCCUCAUCCCACGCUGGUAUGGACAUGUCCUCUAGCGACAGCACCAUGAGCAUGAGCAUGGCCAGUAUGACCUUCCACACCUCCAUCUCGGACGCCCUCUACUCUACCGCCUGGACUCCCAAGACGCAAGGCCAAUACGCUGGCACCAUAAUUUUCCUCAUCUUUCUCGCCUUCUUUUACCGCUUUCUGGUCGCCUACCGUAGCGUGUUAGAGCACCGGUGGGGAAAGUUGGAUUCAGAGAGGAAGGUGCUGGUUGCUGUAUCGUCGUCACAAUCUCAGGAUAGUGGCAUAGGAAACCCUAAAGAGAAUGUGGUAGUGGCGGAGAAGAAUGAGAAGGGUUUGUGGGCGGCGAAACCAUGGAGGUGGAGUGUCGACCUGCCGCGCUCGGGAUUGGCGGUGCUGGUCUCUGGAGUUGGAUACUUACUAAUGUUGGCGGUAAUGACCUUCAAUGUAGGAUAUUUUAUGGCUGUUCUCGGUGGGAUAUUCGCGGGUGAACUGGCAUGGGGCCGCUGGAUCAAGAGUGGGGACCAUUAG
This is a messenger RNA of Morchella sextelata, 618 nucleotides long. RefSeq lists its product as uncharacterized. Gene Ontology annotation, cellular component: plasma membrane. Bases 1 to 618 code for a protein of 205 amino acids. The record is from RefSeq and is a predicted model, not a curated record. Gene Ontology annotation, molecular function: copper ion transmembrane transporter activity. Lineage: Eukaryota; Fungi; Ascomycota; Pezizomycetes; Pezizales; Morchellaceae. Gene Ontology annotation, biological process: copper ion transmembrane transport; intracellular copper ion homeostasis. The transcript is spliced from 2 exons.